CUUGUCUCGGCGAUCACCAUCCUUCCCCCAAACGCCCGCACCACCUCCUAACCCCAACAACAUCAGAAUCUCAGCUUGUUUCAACCCACAAGGCUGCUUAGGGUUUAUUUCGAAUUUAAAGUUAAUCCACGUAUUCUUUCAAUACGGGCUCCAUUUGGGCUUGCCUGGUAGCUCCGAACUUGGGACACUCAAGUUCCAUUUGGAGCUGCAGGUCCAGAAUUUGCAUUCCUACUUUGAACUCCACCGACUCACGAAGCUUGACAACGCCGCCAAGAAUAUUCUAUUCUCACUUACCUCCUCAGCCUGGACCAACAUCCAGACCUCUAUUACGAAAAACUUCCCUUCCAAUUCCUGCAAGCCGGCGCAACGUGAUGACGAACACCACUCCAUCCCCUCCUCCCGGUCCUGCCAUAAAACCGUCUCCGAGUGUACAAUCUACUCCGACAUCCACGGCUGGUGCCAAGCGCAAACGGGGAUCCGCAGGGAAGUACUACGCGGUCAAGGCGGGAUAUCAACCUGGGGUCUACUAUGCAUGGAAUGACUGCUUGACCCAGGUAACCGGGUACAGAGGUGCAGUGUUUCAAGCAUUCUCGACUCUAGAAGAGGCAAAUGCAUUCCUUACAGGCUCGAAACUUCCGUCGGUGCCGGGCGCCACUACUUCCGGCACAGACCCUACUCGAUUUUACGGCAUACAGCGUGGGCGAGUACCCGGGGUUUAUACCGAUUGGGCAAAAGCUCAGGAGCAGAUCAAGGGAUUCGCACGACCGCGUUAUAAGAAGUUUUCGACAAAGGAGGAGGCCGAAGCCUUCGUGAAACUAGGCCAAGCUAAUGGUGCUUCGUUCGCUGGGAACACUUCAGAGAUACAGAAGCUCCCUGGAGCACCCGGGAUAUUGAGCGACAUAUCGAAGGACGAGCAAAGCUCUCCUAUAGAGCCAGGUGAUGGCCCGUUGCCUCCCGGGGCAGAGGAUGGGUUCGACCCAAAUGUACUUUUGGACCCCAAAACCGGAAAGGUGGUCUAUAAAACGAAGGAGCAGAAAAGUGCAACAAAGACGAAGGCAACAGGUCCUCCUGGGAUGUUGCGAAUUUAUACAGAUGGUAGUUCACUAAAUAAUGGCAGAGCGCUUGCGUCGGCGGGAGUUGGCGUUUAUUUCGGACCCGGGGACAACAGAAAUGUCUCGGAGCCCCUUAAAGGUAGCCGUCAGACGAACCAGCGUGCAGAACUGACAGCCAUCCUCCGAGCUCUCGACAUAGCCCCACGUCACCGAGAUGUGACAAUAUUCACAGAUAGUCAGUAUGCGAUAAAAUGCGUGACGGUGUGGUAUGUCAAGUGGCAGCGCAAUAAGUGGCUUACGUCGGAUAACAAACCGGUUGAGAACAAGGACUUAGUCGAAUCAAUCCGUGUCAAAAUCGAGGAGCGAGAUGAGCUUAAAGUUAAGACACGUCUGGCUGUUAAUGGGGCGCAACGGGGGGUGUCUGAAAAGGCAGCAGCUUUGGAAGCCAUCAAGAAUAUCCCCGAUGAAGUAUUUGACGAUGAUAUCUGAACUCAAGGCGUUAAGUCCUUUGUUCUGUUUUCUUCCAUAAAAUCCGUUUCUUGCCCUAUGCUUCGUCACCUUAUUUCUUUUCGCUCUUCCUUUUCUCAUAUGAUGACGAUUGUUAUGCUUUGUUGACUGUCCUUGAGGAGUCAGGGCUCUGUUUAUCUUGUGUCUUUAUGAGAGUGGUCUGGGAACUGAUAUACCACCAUGAUGAUAUCCUGGGAUGGAAAUACAUUAUUGAAUCCAAUGAGAGGAAUAAUAAUAGAUAACAUUGAUCACAUAAA
Aspergillus caelatus is the source of this 1816-nucleotide messenger RNA. RefSeq names its product RNA-DNA hybrid ribonuclease. The record is from RefSeq and is a predicted model, not a curated record. Gene Ontology annotation, molecular function: magnesium ion binding; RNA-DNA hybrid ribonuclease activity; nucleic acid binding. The transcript is spliced from 4 exons. Bases 372 to 1541 code for a protein of 389 amino acids. Lineage: Eukaryota; Fungi; Ascomycota; Eurotiomycetes; Eurotiales; Aspergillaceae. Gene Ontology annotation, biological process: DNA replication, removal of RNA primer.